CUUUGUCUCAUUGACGUUUUCUUCAACGAUAACGAUAGAUAUAUAAAAUACAUCGAUAUAAUAUACAAUAACAUUCAAUUCUUCAUGACAAAAUUGAAGGAAUCAAUAGUUCUCAAGAUGCAAAACUUGUUUUGUCUAUCUUUCUUUCUUGGCAUCACUUCAAUAUUCGCACAAUUGGAUGGAUCUAAAUACAACGUUGCUAUGAAGGAAUACAGUAAAGCGCUGCAUGAUGAAUGUGUCAAGCAACAUAAAGUGACUGAUGAUGAUAUCUGGAAAGUGAGAACUGGGAUUUUUGAUGAUAACAACCAUGAAAUGAAGAACUAUAUACUUUGCCUCUGGAGAGAAUCAGGAUCAAUGGACCUCUCUACCUUUCGUUUGAGUAAAAUAUUGCUUGACGUUUAUAUGCCUGAAGAAGUCCAUAAAGGAGAUGGUACGAAUAUGUAUUUGGAGUGCGCGGGUAAAGGAAGAGAGUUACCUGCCGGCACUGCUUUGCAGGACCGGAUAUGGGUUUUCAUGAAAUGCGCUCAACAGGCUGAUCCCGUAAACUUUGUCAUGUUCUAGAAGGAUGAUGUUAGCCAUGAGUAUGGACGUAUUCCACAUCAAUGCAUUUUUCAAUGAAGAAUGGGUUGAAUUCUGAAUUCACGUACCUACUUUUAUUUGAAAUCUACCAAGGAGCAAAAUAUACCAUAAAAAUAUUU
Phaedon cochleariae (mustard beetle) is the source of this 698-nucleotide messenger RNA. NCBI's taxonomy places the organism in Eukaryota, Metazoa, Arthropoda, Insecta, Coleoptera, Chrysomelidae. The record is from the annotation of a GenBank genome assembly.